Solanum stenotomum is the source of this 4311-nucleotide messenger RNA. RefSeq names its product putative late blight resistance protein homolog R1A-3. Gene Ontology annotation, biological process: defense response to other organism. Gene Ontology annotation, molecular function: ADP binding. The record is from RefSeq and is a predicted model, not a curated record. NCBI's taxonomy places the organism in Eukaryota, Viridiplantae, Streptophyta, Magnoliopsida, Solanales, Solanaceae. Bases 1 to 3942 code for a protein of 1313 amino acids. The transcript has 4 exons.
AUGACAUUUGUACAGAGACAGCGUUCCCUUCAAAAACCUAGCAUUUAUUUCCGUCCACAGAACCCAACAGAUAUAAGUCAGCACUGUAACCCACAGAUUUCUUGCUGGUUCCCUAAUCCCACUUUUGCCCCAAACAGUCAGCAGAAAUUUGAGAUCUAUAGAUCUAAUAACAAAGCAAGCAGAGAAUAUAUAGUUGCAUCAACUAAAAAGGUGUCAUUUUCUGCUCUUCUCAAGGACGUUGCCAAUGUUCUGGAUUUCAUGGAGAGAUUAAAGAAUGAAGAAGAUCAAAAGGCUGUUGGUGUGGAUCUAAUUGAAAAACUGACAUUUAUUUGUACAUAUGUCCAGCUUUCUUAUUCCGAUUUUGAGCAGUUUGAAGAUAUAAUGACUAGAAAAACACAAGAGGUUGAGAAUCUGCUUCAACCAAUUUUGGAUGAUGAUGGCAAAGACGUCGGGUGUAAAUAUGUCCUUACUUGCCUCGCCGGUACUAUGGAUGACUGUAUCAGCUUGUAUCAUCGUUCUAAAUCAGAUGCCACCAUGAUGGAUAAGCAAUUGGACUUACUCCUCUUUAAUCUCUAUCAUCUAUCCAAGCAUCGUGCUGAAAAGAUGUUUCCUCGAGUGACUCAAUAUGAGGUUCUUCAGAAUGUAUGUGGCAACAUCAGAGAUUUCCAUAGGUUGAUAGUGAAUGGUUGCAUUAAACAUGAGAUGGUUGAGAAUGUCUUACCUCUGUUUCAACUGAUGGCUGAGAGAGUAGGACACUUCCUUUGGGAGGAUCAGACUGAUGAAAAUGCUCAACUCUCCAAGCGAGAUGAGAAUGGUAGAGACUCUCGACUCUUCAAGCUAGCACAUCUACUCUUGAACAUUGUUCCAACUGAACUGGAGGUUAUGCACAUGUGUUAUACAAAUUUGAAAGCUUCAACUUCAGAAGAAAUUGGACCCUUCAUUAAGCAGUUCCUGGAAACCUCUCUGGACAUUCUUCGGGAAAAUCUUAUUCAUCUACAAGAGCACAUGAUAGCUGUUAUUACCCCUAGCACUUUAGGGGCUCGAAACAUUCAUGUCAUGAUUGAGUUCCUAUUAAUUAUUCUUUUUGAUAUGCCCAAGGACUUUAUUCAUCAUGACAAAUUAUUUGAUCUUUUGGCAUUUGUUGGAGCACUUAUCAGGGAGGUAUCAACUCUUGUUCACGACUUAGAAGAGAAAUUAAGGAAUAAAGAGAGUACCAAUGAGACAAAUCGUGCAACCGUAAAGUUGCUGGGAAAUAUUGAACUCCUCAAGGAAGAUCUCAAACAUGUUUAUCUGAAAGUACCGGAUUCAUCUCAUUGUUGCUUCCCAAUGAGUGAUGGACCUCUCUUCAUGCAUCUGCUACAGAGACACUUAGAUUAUUUGCUGGAUUCCAAUGCUUAUUCAAUAGCUUUGAUAAAGGAAGAAAUUGUGCUGGUGAAACAAGACCUAGAAUCAAUAAGAUAUUUUUUCAUGAAUAUUGAGCAAGAAUGGUAUAAAGAUCUCUGGGCACGUGUUUUAAAUGUGGCAUAUGAGGCAAAAGAUGUCAUUGAUUCAAUUAUUGUUCGAGAUAAUGGUCUCUUACAUCUUAUUUUCUCACUUCCCAUUACCAUAAACAAGAUCAAGCUUAUCAAAGAAGAGGUCUCCGAUUUACAUGAGAAGAUUCCCAAGAACAGAGGUCUCGUUGUUGUAAAAUCUCCCAAGAAGCUAGUUGAAAGCGAGUCAUCACCGGCUGGUAAAAUAAUUGUAGGUUUUAAGGAGGAGACAAAUUGGUUAAUGAAGAAGCUCACCAGUGGACAGGCAGAUCUAGCUGUCAUUUCGAUCACUGGUAUGCCGGGUUCCGGUAAAACUACUUUGGCGUACAAAGUAUACAAUGAUAAAUCAGUUUCUAGCCAUUUCGACCUUCGUGCAUGGUGCACGGUUGACCAAGGAUAUGACGAGAGGAAGUUGUUGGACAAAAUUUUCAAUCAAGUUAGUGACUCAGAUUCAAAAUUGAGUGAGAAUAUUGAUGUUGCUGAUAAGCUAAGGAAACAACUGUUAGGAAAGAGGUAUCUUAUUGUCUUAGAUGACGUGUGGGAUACUACUAUAUUAGAUGAGUUAAGAAGAUCUUUCCCAGAAGUAAAUAAAGGAAGCAGAAUUAUAUUGACGACUCGAGAAAAGAAAGUGGCUUCACAUGGAAAGCCCUACACUGAUCUUCUUAACCUUCGAUUGCUAAGAUCAGAAGAAAGUUGGGAGUUAUUAGAGAAAAGGGCAUUUGGAAACGAGAGUUGCCCUGAUGAACUAUUGGAUGUUGGUAAAGAAAUAGCUGAAAAUUGUAAAGGGCUUCCUUUGGUGGUGGAUCUGAUUGCUGGAGUCAUUGCUGGGAGGGAAAAGAAAAAGAGUAUGUGGCUUGAAGUUGUAAAUAAUUUGCAUUCUUUUAUUUUGAAGAAUGAAGUGGAAGUGAUGAAAGUUAUAGAAAUAAGUUAUGACCACUUACCUGAUCAUCUCAAGCCAUGCUUGCUUUACUUUGCAAGUUGGCCAAAGGACACUGCAGUGACAAUCUAUGAGUUUAAACUUUUAUUGGAUACUGGAGGAUUUGUGGAAAAGACGGAAAUGAAGAGUACGGAAGAAAUGGUGAAGAUUUAUGUGGAUAAUUUAAUUUCCAGUAGCUUGGUAAUUUGUUUCAAUGAGAUAGGUGAUGAACCAACUUGCCAAGUUCAUGAUCUUGUGCAUGACUUUUGUUUAAUAACAGCAAGAAAGGAAAAGUAUUUUGAUUUCAUAAGUUCAAGUGCUCCAUCAGAUUUGUUGUCAAGUCAAAUUACCAUUGAUGAUGAUGAGGAGCACUUUGGGCUUAAUUUUGUCCUGUUCGGUUCAAAUAAGAAAAGGCAUUCUGGUAAACAACUCUAUUCUUUGGUCAUAAAAGAAGAAAAGCUGGACGACCAUCUUUCUGAUACAUUUCACCUAAAACACUUGAGGCAUCUUAGAGCAUUGUACCUGGAUCCCUCUUUUAUUAUGGUGAAAGAUUCUUUGCUGAAUGAAAUAUGCAUGUUGAAUCAUUUGAGGUACUUAAGCAUUGGGACAAAAGUUAAAUCUCUGCCUUUGUGUUUCUCAAACCUCUGGAAUCUAGAAAUCUUGAAUGUGUAUAACGAAGAAUCAACCUUCAUACUAUUACCGAGAAUUUGGGAUCUUGUAAAGUUGCGAAUGCUGUAUGUGAGUAAUUGUUCUUUCUUUGAUAUGGAUGCAGAUGAAUCAAUACUGAUAGCAGAGGACACAAAGUUAGAGAACUUGACAUCAUUACAUAAACUCGUGCUUUCCUAUUGGAAAGAUACAGAGGAUAUUUUCAAAAGGCUUCCCAAUCUUCAAUAUCUUACAUUUGAACUCAAGGAAUCAUGGGAUUAUUCAACAGAGCAAUUUUGGUUCCCGAAAAUGGAUUGCCUAACUGAACUAGAAGAACUCUCUGUAGUUUUUAAAAGUUCAAACACAAAUGAAAGUGGGUCCUCUGCAGCCAUAAAUCGGCCAUGGGAUUUUCACUUCCCUUUGAGUUUGAAAUGUUUGCAGCUGUAUGACUUUCCUCUGACAUCUGAUUCACUAUCAACAAUAGCGAGAAUGCCCAACCUUGAAAAGUUGUGCCUUUAUCGUACAAUCAUCCAUGGGGAAGAAUGGAACAUGGGGGAGGAAGACACCUUUGAGAAUCUCAAAUUUUUGAAGUUGUAUCAAGUGACUCUUUCCAAGUGGGAGGUUGGAGAGGAAUCCUUUCCUGCGCUUGAGAAAUUAGAACUAGAGAGAUGUCGUAAGCUUGAGGAGAUUCCACCUAGUUCUGAGUAUAUUUGGUCACUCAAAAUUAUCAAACUUGUAGAGAGCCCUCAACUUAAAGAUUCCGCAAUGAAGUUUAAGGAAUAUGCUGAAGAUAUGAGGGGAGGAGUCGAGCUUAAAGUCGUUGGCCAGAAGAAUAUCCCGUUAUUGAAGUGAACAGCAACCAUCCUUCCUGAUGUGGCUCUUCCUAGAAGUGAGAACUUUGCUGCCCGACCAAGGAAAUAAGGAGAAGAUUGAAAGGGUUAUGAAUUCCAUUGAAUUAGCCUUAUUUGAUCGAAUCGGUCAGGCGGAAAUUGACACCAAUCUUGGAAUAUGUGUAUAAGUGUGUUUGAUGAAAGUCUCAACUGAUCUAUUUGUGAAUAUUAUGUAAAAUUUGAGUAGAUGAGCAUGUGUUGUUUUGUGCUCUUUUUCUUCUUUCUCAUUUUCAACAUUUUUUAAUCUACUUGAAAAUCCCAUUUCAUUCGUUGUCUUUCUCUUAUAGUCCAACUAUUAUUACCAAGCUAGUAUUAGUACAUUUAUGAAUCA